AUGAACGAAUCAGAAUUCACUGACAGAGCUAACAAGAUCCUCAAAACUUCCGUCGAGCUGGCCCAGCAGCACCAGCAGGGCACUCUCCAGCCAAUCCAUCUUCUGGCUGCCAUGUUCGAUGCAGAGGACGAUGCCUCUGAUCCUUACAUCAAGGCCGUCGUAGAGCGAGGCAAGUACGAUUGGGACCAGUUCAAGCGAGCCGUCAACAAGGCACUUGUUCGACUGCCCAGCCAAAGCCCUCCUCCCGACGAGUUGUCCCAGAGCCCCGCCUUCUCCAAGGUGCUGCAGAAUGCCAUCAAGUACAAGCAGCGACAAAAGGACGAGUACGUGGGCCAGGACCACAUUCUCAUGGCCCUUCUCGAUGACUCCUCUAUUGAGAGCAUUCUCAAGGAGUGCGGUAUUAAGAAGGACGUCAUGGAGGCCAACAUCACAGCCGUGCGAGGAAAGCGACGAAUUGACUCGCGAACCGCUGACGGAGCCGACGAGUUCGAGUUCCUCAACAAGUAUGCCAUUGACAUGACCAAACAGGCUCGAGAGGGUAAGAUUGACCCUGUCAUUGGCCGAGAGGAGGAGAUCCGACGAUGUAUCCGAGUGCUGGCACGACGAACCAAGUCCAACCCUUGUCUGAUUGGUGAUCCCGGUGUGGGUAAGACCUCAAUUGUCGAGGGUGUCGCGCAGCGAAUCAUCGACGGCGAUGUCCCCAACGUUCUGGCUAACUGCCAGCUCUUCUCUCUCGAUCUGGGAGCUCUCAAGGCUGGUGCCAAGUACCAGGGAGACUUUGAGGAGCGAAUCAAGGGUGUUCUCAAGGAGAUUGAGGACUCCAAGGACAUGAUCAUCCUGUUCAUCGAUGAGAUCCAUAUGCUCAUGGGUGAUGGAAAGGGUGAUGCUGCCAACCUGCUCAAGCCCAUGCUUGCUCGAGGUUCCCUCCACUGUAUCGGUGCCACCACCAACGAAGAGUACCGAAAGCACGUUGAGAAGGAUGCCGCCUUUGAGCGACGAUUCCAGAAGAUCGACGUGCGAGAGCCUACUAUUCGAGAGACCGUCGCCAUUCUGCGAGGUAUCCAGAACAAGUACGAGCUGCAUCACGGAGUCCGAAUUCUGGACUCUGCCCUGGUUUCUGCUGCUCAGCUGGCUUCCCGAUACCUCACCUACCGAAAGCUGCCCGAUUCGGCCGUCGAUCUGGUCGAUGAGGCUGCAGCCGCUGUUGCUGUUGCUCGAGACUCUCGACCCGAGCAUCUGGACUCCCUGGAGCGAGAGCUUGAUCUGCUCAUGAUCGAGGUCAAGGCUCUGGAGCGAGACCAGCACGCCGACCAGGGUACCAAGGAGCGUCUUGAUGCCGCGAAGCACCGAGUGGCUGACAUUGAGGAGGAGCUCGGACCUCUGCGAGAGACCUUUGAGCGAGAGCGAGCAGGUCACGUUGAGCUUAACAACCUCAAGCACAAGGUUGAUGAGCUCGAGACCAAGGCUCUCGACGCCGAGCGACGACGAGACACUUCCACUGCUGCUGAUCUGCGAUACUUUGCCAUUCCGGAUCUGAAGAAGCGAAUUGUUGAGCUUGAAGAGGAGAAUGCCGCUAAGGAGAAGUCCAUGAUCAAGGACGUUGUUGGCGCCGACCAGGUAGCUGAGACUGCGGCUCGACUGACUGGUAUCCCUGUCACCAAGCUGACCCAGGCCGAGAACACCAAGCUCAUCAACAUGGAGAAGGUGCUUUCUCGAGAAGUUGUUGGCCAACCCGAGGCUGUCAAGGCCGUUUCCAACGCGAUCAGACUGUCUCGAUCGGGUCUUGCCAACCCCAACGCCCCCGCUUCUUUCCUUUUCCUUGGUCUCUCCGGUUCCGGUAAGACUGAGCUUGCCAAGAAGCUGGCAGGUUUCCUGUUUGCUGACGAGCAGGCCAUGAUCCGAAUCGACUGUUCCGAGCUCAUGGACAAGCACUCCGGCUCCAAGCUGAUUGGUGCUGCUCCCGGAUACGUUGGAUACGAGGAGGGUGGUAUUCUUACCGAGGCCCUGAUCCGAAAGCCCUACUCCGUUGUGUUGUUCGAUGAGGUUGAGAAGGCUGCUCCCGAGGUGCUCACUGUUCUUCUGCAGGUUCUUGAUGAUGGUCGAGUGCGAUCUUCCGCCGGAAAGGUGGUCAACGCAUCCAACUGUAUCAUUAUCAUGACUUCCAACCUGGGUGCGGAGUUCAUCAACCGAUCGACCUCGACUACCAUUGACCAGUCCACUCGAGACCUGGUCAUGGAGGCUGUCAAGGGCCACUUCCGACCCGAGUUUCUCAACCGAAUCACCGCUAUGGUUGUCUUCAACCGGCUGUCUAAGAAGUCCAUUCGACGAAUCAUCAACAUUCGUCUCCAUGAGAUUUCGAAGCGAUUCGAGCACAACAACCGAAACCUCAAACUUCAUCUCGAUGAGGACGCCAUGGACUACCUGGUGGAGAACGGUUACAGCCCCGACCUCGGUGCUCGACCUCUCAACCGACUCAUCCAGAACGAGGUUCUCAACAAGCUUGCUGUCAUGCUUCUGAAGCACCAGAUUAAGGACGGCGAGGAGGUCCGAAUCAUCCGAGGAGACAAGGGUCUGGAGAUUCUGCCCAACCAUGACGGCGAGACGGACAUGGAGCUGGCUGAAGAUUCCUACGAUGACUUUGACGACGAGAUGGAUCUCGACUAA
Yarrowia lipolytica CLIB122 is the source of this 2664-nucleotide messenger RNA. RefSeq lists its product as uncharacterized. Lineage: Eukaryota; Fungi; Ascomycota; Dipodascomycetes; Dipodascales. Gene Ontology annotation, cellular component: cytoplasm. Gene Ontology annotation, biological process: regulation of DNA-templated transcription; cellular response to heat. The record is from RefSeq and is a predicted model, not a curated record. Gene Ontology annotation, molecular function: ATP hydrolysis activity; ATP binding; transcription factor binding.